AUGGGAUUCAUCAGAAAAAAGAAAGAGAAUAGGGACCCUAACCGACCAUUAUAUAAUUUACUUAUCCGAAACUUUUCCUCGUCGGAAGGAAGUGACGAAAGUGCAGACGAAGGUUCCGGAGAUGUGAAGGAAAAUACACAACAUAAAGAUGAGGGUUCUAAGGAGCAGGGUGUUGAGAAUUCUCAAAAUGGUCAAGGUCAAACCGCUGGUGAUUCUCACGAGAGUGAAGGUCACAGUCACACUCACAAAAGUCACGGUCACGAUCAAGGUCAAGGUCACAGGCACGGUCACGGUCAUGGUCACAGUCACGGUGGUGAAGGCUGCAUAAUUCAUGAUCAUGAUUUUGAGUAUUUCCAGAAAAAAGUAGCCGAAAACGAACAAAAACUGCGGAAUAAAAAGAAGAAAAGUUUUUUAACCUGGAAAAAGCAAGUUAAGAGUUAG
This is a messenger RNA of Ylistrum balloti, 441 nucleotides long. Its product is annotated as zinc transporter SLC39A7-like. The record is from RefSeq and is a predicted model, not a curated record. The transcript is spliced from 2 exons. The coding region runs from base 1 to 441 and encodes 146 amino acids. Lineage: Eukaryota; Metazoa; Mollusca; Bivalvia; Pectinida; Pectinidae.